AGCAAGAGGUAGUUAUGAGACACACCCUUCUCAGAGAUAAGUACAGCAGCCCCACAAAGCCUCCUUACUUAAGCAUUAACUACCCACCCCUUGCUGAAGGAACCUACAAGGAAAUAUGGGAGGAUUUAUUUGAGAAGGAGCUCAGAAGUUAUCAGAAACAGUUACUCAAAGAAGCAAGGGACAAGCAAUUCUUCACAUUGAGGUGAAGGUGAAUAUCAGGUACACUGGGUGAGAGUGACAUACUAGUGUAACAUGACCAAGAUGAAGCUGUUCACCGAGCGAACUGUGAUACUUUGGCUCUGUGUUGCCGUCGCACUCACAACAGCAGAGCUGGUGAAGCUAAACACUGUUGACUCUCUGAUCGUGCCAUGUCACCAGAGUGUCACGCUGCAAUGCAGCAUCUCCACCUCCCAGGAGGGGCUGUCAGUCACACACAUGGCCUGGGUCCGCCAGGAUGGGAAGUGCCUGUGUGAUGUUAACGAGACUGGGGUGACCGGGACCCACCCAGGGAACACACCUAGUGUAAUGGAGUGUAGUUAUACCCCACAGACACAGCUGACCCUGACCCUGCUGCAGGUACAGCCACUGGAGCAGGGAAAGUACUUGUGCAAGCUGCGCUCCAAUAAAGGGGUAAAGAUGUCCACCACAACGGUGAAGCUGCAAGAGUGCUACAGGACGGUCCAGCCCAGCAUCAGUGAUGAGGGCCCAACCUGCACCUUCACUGGGGUCUACCCUGACGGAAAGGUGCACUGGUUCCAGGGACCCAACAACGUGACUGGGGAAUCUAAAAUCAACACUAAACAAGUGGAGGAUGGAGGGUCGUUGACUGUGACUAGUUCCCUGAAAAGAAAGACCGUCUCUGGGGAAGGGUCCUACAACUGCUCCCUGUGGAUCCCCAGUACUGGAGCCUACCUGACCAGCAGUUUAGUGGUGCCAGAGCAUGGUGAAGCCAGGGUUAAUGUGCUCAAUGCCAGCGGGGCAGGGGCCAUUGGUCCUAUGUGGAAACCCUGGGUGUUUCUAGUCCCCCUGAGUACUCUCUUCCUGGUGUGACGUCUUGAAAACAAACAUUACUUUACUGAAUCAUUAACUCAAAUGGACCAGGAAGCGCCAGGAUCAUUUAAUGAAUAUGGAAGAGCCAUUGUGUGAGGUUCCUUUCAUGGUCCAAAGGUUUCCUUGGCUGCGGAGAACAAGGAAAUGAUGGCCAGAUGAGAGAGGCUGAUAACCUGGCGCAAAUCAGUGUAUAUAUAACGGGUGGAACUGUCAAACUAUUGUGAAUGCACCCUUGUUGGUCUGCCAGUGCCAGGUGUAUUAGAUUGUUAAUUAAAAAUGGCAAACAGCAGUAGAAACAAUAACAAAGUUUACUUCCCGCCCAUUUUGGUAAAAACCUGAGGGAUGGGCCUGGAGAAAUGUAACCACUCUCAAAUUCAUAGACAGAGCUGUGGAUGCAAGGAUUGACCAUCCAUGAUAUCAAAAUGAUAGUUUUAACCAUGUUUUGAGGCUAUAUGGUGUUUUAUUAAAUUUACUUUGUUUACCAAUAUUGGUGCAAAAUAAGCUUAUAUUUUGGGUUCUGAUGGGGUACGACAGUUGAACUAAGCUCAUGAGGCAUUUAUAAGUUAUAUUCUUCAAGAAUUAAUGGGUACAUAUUUUUAAAAAUGGAUGCAGCAACUGCUGAGUGCCCCUUUAAGGGCGUGGCCUUUUGUAUAAAAGCCUUCCUAUUUGUGUCAAUCAGGGAGAUCCCCUUACUGGUUGGCCUGCUAUGGGAGGACAGGAGUGGUGGUUUAAUUGACCUGAUUUAUUUUUUAAGCUUGAGAAAUAGGAAUGAUUGUAAAUGUAGUGUUUAUUGGCGCCCAUAGUCCACCUAGACACUCUCCUUCGCCCUGGGCACACCGUCUGUGAGUGUUACAACACCAAUGUUUGAUUGAAUAUGAAUUGUGUGAGAAACUUCAUGUUAGUAGUAAUGUUUGUUUGAGAGCUCUGGCAUUGCUGCUAACCAUUGAAGUGUGACAGAUGUGGGGAACUCUUAGAGCUGAGGAUAAUGUAUGGAAAUUGUGCAUUGUGAUGCUGAAACAAAAAUAAAUUAUUGUCUGAG
Molecule: messenger RNA, 2089 nt
Organism: Coregonus clupeaformis (lake whitefish)
Lineage: Eukaryota; Metazoa; Chordata; Actinopteri; Salmoniformes; Salmonidae
Product: programmed cell death 1 ligand 1
Exons: 4
Coding region: 253-1050 (265 amino acids)
Biological process (GO): negative regulation of T cell proliferation; cell surface receptor signaling pathway; immune response
Cellular component (GO): external side of plasma membrane
Source: RefSeq, a predicted model, not a curated record